This is a messenger RNA of Notolabrus celidotus (New Zealand spotty), 808 nucleotides long. It is a transcript of the gene tprkb, whose product is annotated as Tp53rk binding protein. The record is from RefSeq and is a predicted model, not a curated record. The transcript has 4 exons. Lineage: Eukaryota; Metazoa; Chordata; Actinopteri; Labriformes; Labridae. Bases 73 to 609 code for a protein of 178 amino acids. Gene Ontology annotation, biological process: telomere maintenance via recombination; tRNA threonylcarbamoyladenosine modification. Gene Ontology annotation, cellular component: EKC/KEOPS complex; cytosol; nucleus.
GUGUUAUUGUUCCCCUUGUGCGCAGGCGUUGUAACGCGGCGGGUCGUGGUUUCUUCGUAGAUCGAAAAAUUAAUGUCCAGCAUGGAUUCUACCUUUGAUCUAGAGCUUUUCCCCGAACACAGUGUGACUCAACUGCUUUUUAAAGAUGUAAAAAAUGCCAAAGAGCUGAGACAGAGUGCAAUGGAGGGUAAAAUAAAUGCUGCCUUAAUCAAUCCUACUAUGCUUGUGAAUCCUUUCCAAGUUCUCGUGGCUACCAACAAGGCUGUUCACUUACAGAAACUUGGAAAAAUGAAAACCAGAAGUUUAUAUUCAGAAAUCAUCUUCAACCUGUCACCUACCAAUAAUAUCUCAGAGGCUUUCAAAAAGUUUGGGAUCUCUGAUGGAGAUGACUCAGUCAUGGUGGUUCUGGUUCACACCAAAAAUGAGUCACAGUCUCUGCAAGACAUCAUUGCCAAAGUGAACGGACAGCAGGUUCCAGUGGAGGAUGUUUCCCUGUUGUCAAACCUCACAAAAAUCAAACAGCUGUACAAAGUCACUCCACAAGAAGAGAAGUGUGGGACUCUUCUGGAUGCUGUUGUCUGCAGGAUGGCCACCAAAGAUGUCAUUUAGCUGCAAGAGGGAAAAUGAACAGAGGGGAUAAGAACAGGCCUUGUUUUCAAAUUCAAUAUUGAUUAUUUCUUGUUAGGUUUAUCCAACAAUAAGUUCCACAAUGGCAAGCAAUGGAAUAAAAGAUUAAUGAUUUCUACUGAAUGAACCACUGCUCAUGCUCACAGCUGAAAAGUAAUUAAAUGUUAUUUUUUAUACUUUG